This is a messenger RNA of Colletotrichum orchidophilum, 1035 nucleotides long. RefSeq lists its product as uncharacterized. NCBI's taxonomy places the organism in Eukaryota, Fungi, Ascomycota, Sordariomycetes, Glomerellales, Glomerellaceae. Bases 1 to 1035 code for a protein of 344 amino acids. The transcript is spliced from 4 exons. The record is from RefSeq and is a predicted model, not a curated record.
AUGGUUCAAUCAGAGACAAUACCUUUUUCAGAAGCCUUUCCCUGGGCCACUAUGCGCCGACAGGCCAAGGCAAGCCUCGCACCCCCUACGGCCAGCUUCGAAGAAAAGACUGUCCUUCUGGUUGGCGCCACUGGCGUGAUUCUCUCGGACGCGGCACGCAUCAUUGCCAGUCUCAAGGUCUCAACCCUCAUUUUCGCAGUUCGUAAUGUUGCGAAGGGCGAGGCUUUGGCUGAGGAGUUGAGAAAACAAAGCGUUGAUGGCGAAAGCCAGCAGCCAGUUAUCAAGGUGAUGGAAGUAGACCUCUUGUCUUUUGAUAGUGUCAAGACUUUUGCGGGUAGGAUGAAUCAGUUCCAGACGCGCAUUGAUGUCGUGGUCAUGGGCUCUGCUAUCAUGAAUGAUGAGACGAGAGUGACUGCCGAUGGGUGGGAAGAGACCCUGCAGUUGAUUCACCUCUCAUCAGCACUCUUGAUUCUCCUUUUACUUCCCAAGAUGUUAGCCGAUGGAGAGGAACAACCAGUGGUGCUCAGCAGCCUUACAAGCUCAGCAAUCCGCUCAGCAGCAUCGAUGGUCGCGCUUCCAGAUGAUGCAAAGGACUCAUACCUAGAACAGGUCAGCGAUGUCAAAGAUGCUGCCACGCAGAAGAGUUAUCAGUACGGUCUCGCAAAGAUCAUACACGCGUGCUGGAUCAGGGAGCUCUGCGCUCGUCAUCUGCCCGGUAGCAAUCCGAGGAUUCACUUUCACCAGUUGGAUCCGGGUGCCUGCUUCACGCCACUCAGCUCACAUAUUUUCGUGGGGCGGCUGCUUCUUUGGUUUAUUGGCCGGCCUGUGGAGAUGUGUGCCCGAACUGUGGUGAAUUCGUGUUUGCCAAUCGUGGGGUCGCAUGGGAAGAUGCUGAUCGAUUACGAUAUCGCUCCAUAUCCUGAGUUCAUGGAUAGGGCCCUCGGAUUAGAACUCCAGCGGCGGGCAUGGAAUGAGACAAGCCAGAUAUUAGAGAACUUAGUCACCCCUGAGGCGAAAGUGUUCCUCCAGGUCUAA